This is a messenger RNA of Agrilus planipennis (emerald ash borer), 1253 nucleotides long. RefSeq names its product guanine nucleotide-binding protein alpha-1 subunit-like. Gene Ontology annotation, molecular function: GTPase activity; G protein-coupled receptor binding; GTP binding. NCBI's taxonomy places the organism in Eukaryota, Metazoa, Arthropoda, Insecta, Coleoptera, Buprestidae. Gene Ontology annotation, biological process: adenylate cyclase-modulating G protein-coupled receptor signaling pathway. Gene Ontology annotation, cellular component: heterotrimeric G-protein complex. The transcript has 2 exons. The record is from RefSeq and is a predicted model, not a curated record. The annotation marks the transcript as partial.
GGGCUCAAGAGUAUGGCGAAGCAGCGGCGUACAUCCAGGCGCAAUUCGAGGCGAAAAACAAAUCGACGACAAAAGAGAUCUACUGUCACAUGACCUGUGCAACCGACACGCACAACAUACAGUUUGUGUUCGACGCAGUAACGGAUGUCAUAAUAGCCAACAACUUGCGCAACUGUGGACUGUGUUUCCUUGGAAAUUUUGAAUGGGGAAACCCCGAUUUCCUAGACAUUAGAAAGUGUAAAAGAAAAUCUACUUGCAAUUUAGGGGCUCAAGAGUACGGCGAAGCAGCGGCGUACAUCCAGGCGCAAUUCGAGGCGAAAAACAAAUCGACGACAAAAGAGAUCUACUGUCACAUGACCUGUGCAACCGACACGCACAACAUACAGUUUGUGUUCGACGCAGUAACGGAUGUCAUAAUAGCCAACAACUUGCGCAACUGUGGACUGUACUGAACGGUUUUUACACUAUACAUAUUAUUACAUCCUUCGAAUAAUGUACCUACUGACUGUCGGAUCGGACAUUCAAACGAUAAAUUAUAGCAGUUCGGAAAAAUACAUCUCGGGUGUUAAUAUAAAUACUUAUACUAAUUUGUAAAAGGAAAAGGAAAGGCUCACGCCGAAAUUCCAACAUUUUCAAUGACCUUAUGACCAUCACCGUUGUUAACGCUUCUACACUGAUCAACAAUAAUAAUAAAUAAUAAAAUAAUAAUAACGUGAGUUCUUAUGACGACUUAAUAUUCUCGAUAACACAAAACACUUUUAUGCGAACACCUCGUCCGUACGUACACUGGCGUUUAAACAUAAACACUUACACAUUUCCACGCGCGCAUCCACCUACAUAAGUAUAUCUAACUACACAUUAAAAACAAAUACACGUUCUCUCCUACUUGAAAGUGUUGAAAUUGUUAUGUGCUAGUUUUAUUGUUUUUUGAGCGAAUGGCACUUGUGUUCCUUUUUAAUCGAAUAUCGGUGAGGGUAAUAACGGGGAUCGAAUGAGGAAACUGGUAAAACCGCAAUCGAUACUUCUACGCCAAUGAACUGACACAAUGUGUUGGCUUACGCCAAAAUCUUUUAAAAAUCAUAUAAGUAAAGGUGCAUUUAGACUAAGCGAACGAAUGGUCGUGUGUCCUCUUCCCUUACGCUUAACCCUUUUAGAUACAUCGUCAUUCGCCCCUGUGAGCGGCAUGGUCUAGAGGUUUAGACCAUUGCUUAGCAUUCCGGAGGACGCCGGUUCGAUUCCCGGUCAAUCUGUCU